CAUUCAAGAAUAAUGUAACAGAAUCGAGAUUCGAGAUGUAUCUCAAUAUCAUAAUAAAAAUCAACAAGAUCCAAGUUGUCUAAGCCUCCUUCACGGCUGUUAUUAAUAUCCUAAUCGGACCAGUGUACUGACGAAACAUACAGGAAGAAAGAGUAAACGAUUUGCAUACGUUCAAAUGUAAAAUGACGUCUGUGGAUUCUGGAGUGGAGACAGGGAACGAUUCAAACGACAGUUUGGUAGCUCAACAUGAAAGUCUCGCAAGUAAUCAAAUUCCAGGCAGCAGUACAACAAUCAGCACGAACUCGUCAGGAACAUCGUAUGCAGUCAAUUCCCAAGGGCAAGAACAAAGCAGCAUGAGUUUUGAAGAAACACCAGCUAAAUUAUCGCUUCUACCAGGAGCGACUAUAUAUCCAGCUAUAGAAAACUCACCCACAUCCAGUCAGAUCAGUUUACCAACAAGUUCAUCUGAAUCAAUUUUGUUUCGUUGUAUCGAUGCAAGACCCGACAAGCUAUUGGAGUUUCGUAUUCCACCUAUGUGUAAUAUGACGGGCCUUCCAAUGAUGGGAGUUUUCAGAGCAAAAACAUCCUCUCCUGCACAUUGGAGAAGAAAGGAAAGUCUUAUCUAUAGAGACUUUACUGGGCCUCUUAAUGAGCGUAAAAUGAGACUUGCAGCAGCUACCAACAAUAUCGAGUUAAUGCGACAUUUGCUCAGCAUAGGUGUAUCACCAAAUAAUCAGGAUAGAAGAGGUCGUUCUCCACUUCAUUUGGCAUCCUGCAGAGGGUACACAGAAAUGGUGCGUCUAUUGCUAGCAUACAGAGCAGAUAUCAACCAGCGGGAUUGUCUUGGAAACACACCAUUGCAUCUAGCAGCCUGUACUAGUAAAACAUCAGUCGUGACACUGCUUUUGAAGGGCGGUACUGACGUGCUCUCCUCUGAUGCAUUUGGAUGCAAUCCUUUACAGUUGGCACAAUCGAAAUUAAGGAUGCUCCAGAACUGCAGAGGGUCUGAUAUGAAAAAGGUCAAGGAUGAAGUACACAAUGUUGUAGGAAUGUUACUUGCAUAUCUACAAAAACAAAGAGAUGCGCGCGAUCAGGUUGAAGUUUUAAGUACAUUUUGCUCCCGCCUUUCACUCUCAAACACUUCCGACGAGGUUCAGGAUGACGUCAGAGAUUUAUUGGCCAACAUAAACUCUCUCAGUCUGACGAAUUAAAUCGUUCACAUUAUUUUAAUUCAAUUUCCCUAUUCUUUGUCUUUAAUUUCAUUUGAUUCAUUCUGGUACUCCUGAAUAAUAGGUUUUGGGAAAAGUUAACGUCAGUUCUCAAGAAUCAAAAUCAUUUGUUAUAAAUAAUUAUCAUUCGCAAGAUUAACAGACUCCAUAAAAUUUGCUCACCAACUACUUAUUGACCAUUUUUAUAAAAAUGAUGCAUAGUUGCAAAAAUCAUACAUUGCAAUGUUUGUCUUGUGGUUAGCAUAUUUCAAAAAGUUGGAUUAAACCUCGUAUGAAAGUUAUUGUAUACAGUGUAAGAAACGUGUCCAGAUAAUUAGAAUCAAUUGUUCUAUUUACAAUAUUGAAUCAGUAAAUCUCAUAUAGGUCCAUAGAUGGUAUAGGUACAGGAAUGGAGUAGAACUUGCAGUUAUACCAGUAUAGUAGAUACAUAUGUAAUAAUGCGAUCAAAACGACUCCUUAAACUUUCAACUCAUCUUGAACAAUUUCUAUUAGGAAUUUUGUGUUUAACGAAAGCAAAAAGAGGAAAUACGUAUGAUAAAUUAACGUUCGAUAUUGAAGGGAGCCUACAAUUUUUCAUUGACACGUGAUACGCAUCAAAGUUUUCUGUAUGUCGACCAUUAUAUAACUGGAAAUAUUAAGAUGUAUUUUUAUUUUUAUGAAAUUAUAUCCUCUAUUAUUGUAUACAUUACUCACGGUACUUUUACUCAAAUGUUAAAAACAAUUUAACUACAUCUCCACGAGUCUUUUACUCAUUCUCGGGUUGAAUGUCAUUGUCAAAAGCUGUAGAUACCCCAUGUAAUAAUAAUAAUAAUAUCAAGAGACUCGGACAAGUCUCUUACAUUUUCUUAUACAUAUUGGUCUUGUGUUAAUAGUAAGCGUAAAUAUUAUAUACAAUAUUAUAUGUAUACAUAAAUUAGAUUUUGGUGAAUAAAAAUAAUACAUUAUCUUA
Molecule: messenger RNA, 2178 nt
Organism: Cephus cinctus (wheat stem sawfly)
Lineage: Eukaryota; Metazoa; Arthropoda; Insecta; Hymenoptera; Cephidae
Product: ankyrin repeat domain-containing protein 54
Exons: 4
Coding region: 183-1211 (342 amino acids)
Molecular function (GO): protein binding
Source: RefSeq, a predicted model, not a curated record